AUGUCGUCGCCCAACUCCCCUCGUCCCUCGAACGGGGCUGCGCCCGCGUCAGCUCCAGCUCCCACUCCCACGCGCGAACCUUCCGACAACCCAGAGCUUGAUCUGCCCAAGCUGAAAUCACUACCUGUCGAGCAACAGGAUCUGUUCCUCCUGAAUGCCUUCGCAGCAUUGACGAAACAUGCCCUUGCGCUAUCGGCCGACGACUGCACCGCCCAGCAGUUCUACCUCAAAAAGGAGGUCUUCCAGAUCAUCAACCUAUCAGCGCCGGCGCCGGGUCGAGUAAUAAGGAACAACCUCGGAAAGAUCCUCGCGCAUGUGCUUGGAACUGGCGACAGGAAGCUGCUCUUCGAAACCGUCAACGAGCUGGUUACUAUUGUUUCCAGCGGGAAAUCGAAGACCGAGUCCGAUGUUCGGACGAGGCACGCGGCGGUCAGCUGCUUGGGCGAUGUCUAUGCCGCGGCCGGCGACAGUGUUAUUGGGUUACAUCCGUUGGCCUGCGGAACUCUAGUUAAGUCGCUGAAGUCGUCCCAGAGCCACGCCGGGUUGCGCGCCGCCAUCUUCACCUCCCUUGCCAAGAUCGUAGGCAUGGUACAAGGUAGCCUGGACGAGAGUAUCGCCAGAGACAUCUGGAAGCAGGCGCGGAACGCAGCUUCUGGUGAGAGGGGAUCUCUGACCAUCGUGUCUGCUUGCCGGUGUCUGAGAUCAUUGAUCAGAUACACUUCGUACUUUGAAAACUCGAGCGACUUCGAGUACUUGAAGUCGCACAUCUUCAAGACCAUCGAUUCUAGUUCCUCGCGUGUAAGGCACGCCGCGGCUGAUUGCUUGGCCGAGGCUAUGGUUAAGAACCAUUCCGAACAAUCUCCCAGCGGCGCUUCAGCUACCAAAGCCAAGAAGUCAAAAACAAAGCCAAGCAAGAGGGCUACAAUGACUCCAGGGGGCGGGUUCGAUGAGGAAGAUGAUAUGCCAUCUUCACGGCCAGGAAGUCCAGCACCUGGCGGAAAAAAGAGUCAAGACUUAUCACUCUCUCUGAGUGACAUUAUGAAAACACUGACCACCCAAUAUGUUCGAUUGUCUACGACCAACCGAGCCAGGGCAGCUAUAGGAGUGUGUUAUGGAAGGGUUAUGAGACGCUUGGGGGAGAAGUUCGUCGAGAUGAGUUAUCUACGAAUUGUCGAACAUCUGACCAUCGACCUCCUCGGCCAUCAGAAUAUCACCAACAACCGCUACAGGCUGCUCAUUUCCCGCCGCAUCGUUGACACCGUACUUCAGGAUGUCAUUGGUCGCAGGACCCUGGGCGAAUCCGGUCAGAUGGCUGCAGCGAAGGUGCUCGUCAAUGAGAUCUUUAAGAACUACCCUCAGGCCAUGACGGAGCGUGAGCCAUCCAAGCAGACACUGAUUGCAACCUUGGGUGCUGUUGCUUCGCUCAUUGACUCGUUGGGAUCGGCCGCAAACAAUUUCGCGGAGCCUUGCCGAGAUGGACUUUUACAAGUAUUGCAACAUCCAAGCUACAGCGUCCAAGUCUAUGCUUCACACUGCAUGAAGACCUUCGUUCUCGCGUGUCCACAGCAGCUUCUGCCGUGUCUAUCUGUUUGUAUGAACAGUCUCACUAGGGAACUAUCCCUUCUCGGUGGUGGACGGACCUCUCCAAGGAAGUGUAUUGGAUUUGCGCACGGGUUGGCAGCGACUCUCAGCGCCAGUCCGGCACGCCCACUGUAUGGCUCUCUUGAUAUCAACAAUCGCGUUUACUCUAUGGCAACCAACCUCCUCAAGUCGAGCGGCAAGUCAGAACUCCGAGUUUCAAGCACACAAGUCCAAGUCGCCUGGAUUCUCCUAGGCGGUCUUAUGUCUCUCGGGCCUAACUUUGUCAAAAUUCACCUUUCACAAUUACUCAUUCUCUGGAAGAAUGCACUUCCGAAGCCUCUAGCCAAGGACAACUUCGCUCACCGCAGCAGUCUCGAGGUAUCUUUCUUAACGCACGUCAAGGAAUGCGCCUUAGGCUGUAUUCUCUCUUUCCUUCAGUUCAAUAGCCGCCUGUUGACUGUUGACGUCUCCAAGCGCAUAGCCACGAUGCUUCAGGGCACCACCGCAUUUCUUCGGAUGCUGCCCUCCAAAAAGACCACGGACGACAUUGCUCAGAGAUUGACGCCAGCCCUACAACUGCAAGACUUGGAUAUGAUGGUCCAGCGACGUGUUUUGCAAUGUUAUAUCAAGCUUGUCAAUCAGAGCCCGGCAGGGGGCAGCGAGGCGCUCCUGCAAUCCAAUCUCCUUACUCUCGCGAUAUCCCUGUUUGCCGAUCCUGAAAACUACACACCAAACUCCCUAAGUGCAUCCAUUGCCAACUCUGCCGGGACUUUCGAAACCGUUUGGGAGGUCGGCGACAACUCUGGUUUUGGUGUUAAUGGUUUGAUCCGCGGCUUCAAGACUAAGAAGCUUGCUGGACAGAAGGAUGAACCACCAGACAGUCUGGUAGUUGACGAGACCGACCCCGAUAACAUCAUCGACAACCUACUCUCAUCACCGAUAUGUCCUUCGCUCGAGCAUGAUGCUGCUGUGCUUUACAUCGGCGAGAGAAAUGCUUCUAUGAGUCUUCCUGAUCCACCGGCUACCGAGGUUGUAAACAUGGCAAUUCAGCUAUUUGCCUUCGUCUUUCCCCUCACCCCGGCCAAAGUCCAGGAAAGCAUACUCGAACAGAUCACUACGUUCAUCUCAGCAGGCUCACUGCAGCGCGAUCCCGGCCGCAAGGCAGCCAUUAACGUCAAUGUUGCUAGCGCAUUGCUCUCGACACUGAAGGUCGCGGUCAAAGAGACCCAAUCUCCUUCUGGCGAUGUCACAAAUAUAGCCGUGGAAAAGCUGCUGCAGGAGCUGGUCAGGGGCUUUGUGGUAGAUCCGGACCAGUACAUUCGAAAUCUUGGCUAUGGUGCAAUCGGCCGCCUGUGCAACACCUGCGGCAAUGCUUUCACUAACCAUGAGGUCAAAUACUUGGUAGACACUAUCGUGGGCAAUCGAGAACCCAGUGCUCGUGCUGGAUGUGCCAUGGCCUUGGGUUCCAUCCAGGCCAAGGUAGGCGGUAUGGGAGCUGGAUAUCAUCUCAAGACCAUCACAGGUAUUCUAAUGUCCCUGUGCAAUGACCCGCAUCCGACAGUACACUUCUGGGCCUUGGAGGCACUUGGCAAGGCUUCGGAUGCUGCUGGUCUCGGAUUCAGCCCAUACGUCUCUGGGAGCCUGGGAAUGUUGGCGCAGCUGUACCUGUCAGAGACGCACCAUUCCGAAGUCGCGUCCGCCAUAUCCAUGAGCUUGGAGAUGGAAUUGUCGACCACGGCAGCUAUCACUCGCUGCGUUGAUUCGCUAGUCAACGUUGUAGGGCCUGAUCUACAGGACUCGACCAAGUCCCGCGAGUUGAUACUUACUCUGGUUGGCCAGCUGCAAAGCGAAGAUGAGAUCCUGAUACAGCGUGCCGUCCUAGGAUGCCUAGAGCAUCUAUCCCUGUAUGCGCCCGGUCACAUGGUCUUCAGUGAUUAUGUCAAACUGUUACAGAAGUACCUCAACUCAGAAUACCCCGAGCUUCGCGACGUUGCUGUGGACGGACUCUACAACCUCAUGAAGCGCAACUCCUACGACGUCAUCGAAGCAGCGGAUCCGGGCUUCGAGGAUCAAAUCUGGCUCGUUUUGGAUGUCGCGCCUGAUCAUGACGGUAUCCGCAAUGUCAUUCGCAAUUGGUUGCGCCAGACCUCGCUGCGAGACACGGCAUCGUGGCUCUUGCGCUGCCAGAACGUCCUGAAGAUGACUCGGACGAAAGUCACCGAGGACUUGCGAACCGAUGUGACCAAAAAGGGCCCGGCUCUCGAUCUGCAGGAUGAAGAAGUUGCUGGUUUCGCCGGCAUUGCCAAGGACGAGAAAGACACAGCGGCCAGCUCCGAGAUGGAGCCUUUGCGCUGGCAGGUCAGGACAUUCGCGAUGGCCUGCCUGAACGACAUAUUUGUCUUGAUUGGGAAAGACAUUGCCACCAACGGAGAGUCACCUGCCCAGGUAGCGCUUCAAGGCAGAAUCGCCGAAGUCAUUCGGAUGGCUUUCUCCGCCUCCACAUCCAGUGUCUUGGAACUCAGGAUAUGGGGCUUGAAGAUAAUCGGCGCCGUUCUGAGGAUGUUUGGAAAGGCGCCCGAUCCUGAUUUUGACGAAGCCAUGCUUCUUGAACAGUACCAGGCGCAAAUCAGCUCGGCACUAACACCUGCUUUCGCCGCAGACUCGUCGCCUGAACUUGCCGCCGAGGCUGUCAACGUCUGUGCAGCUUUCAUCUCAACUGGUAUUGUCACAGACGUAGACCGCAUGGGUCGUAUCUUGAAGACACUUGUCAGUGCACUGGAGAACUUCUCGACGGAGACCGAAAAUGCAGGCAUCGGUGACCUAAAGGGCCUCAGCUCUAACGCCGGAGUCAUGGUCAAAAUGUCCGUCUUCUCCGCAUGGGCAGAUCUUCAAGUUGCGAGCUCGGAACAGAAAUACCUCCUGGAUGUGCUCAAGGCCCAUAUCGGCACACUCACACCAAUGUGGCUGGCUUCUUUGCGUGAAUUUGCUCGAUUGAGAUUUGAGCCUGACAUCUCGAUGACCUUAGGGCCGCCUUCCAUGUCAGGUAGCCUGGACACAAUCUACGCUGCCCUCAAUCGAGAGACGCUUCUCAAGUUUUAUCAGGACUCCUGGCUGAAGUUGGUAGAUGCUAUUGCUAGUCUGAUUGAGCAAGACAGCGAGUUCGUAUUCGACGCGCUGGAUGGCAAGGAGAUCGAUGCUCCAUCUACCAAUGGGCAGUCGAAGGGUGCUGACAUCAACUACCGCGAUGAGCCUGUCGCCUUCUUCUUUGUGCUCUUUGGUAUCGCCUUCGAGGCCCUUGCGACGAGGCCCGGCCAGACCGAUUCGCUGGCCACGCAGGAACAAACACUAGAGAUACUCCAGGCUCUCAAGAAGAUCCUGCACCCGAGCGUUUCAGGCCAUGCCAUCUACAGGGAGGCAAUCUUCUCUGAAACCAUGGAUCUACUUGACCGCCUCGUCUUAACCGAGGGCCUCGAUGUGCAAGGAGUCAUCGUCGAAAUCGCACGGGCACUAUGUGUGGCACAUCCAUCGGCCAGGAAGAAGGAGCAAACCGAGGAUGGCGACUUGAGUGAAGACAUCGAGCAGCUAUUUGAGCUCACUAGGAUCAUCGUGCUCGUUCUCUCUGGGUUAUUGCCCAACUUGACCGAAGCGAACCAACCAGUCCGUCAUCAUCUCACUGAGGAAUCGGUUCUUCUUGUAAGGACAGGGCUCAGCGCUAUCGUGGAUGCCGCCGAGGUGUUCCCUUCAAUCAUCAAAACCGAUCUGCAUGCUUGUAUCAUCCACAUAUUCUCGACUAUACUGGCAACCCCCUCUUGCCAGGAGGUCAUUGUACCUCAGGCAUUGCCAAUGUUCAAGAGGUUCGUCACAAGUAUGUGCGAUUCCCGCAGCUCUGCAGAUGGUAGGUCUCCUACCGACGCUCAGGUGCAGGGCUGCCUGCGUCGGUUCUUGUCGAUCUACCUGCACGCGCAGAAGCGUGAGGCUUCAACCUCGUUGCAGUGCGUCAAGAACAGCCUUCUUAUUAUCACCAUCCUCUUUACUGGCGGCAACACUCGUCUGGCGGCAAAUGAUCGCGUCGUCUCCAAGUUCUUAGACGAAGUACUAGAUUGCCUGACCGAUCGCAUGACCGCGAGGAUCGCUGCGAACUGCGUACGGUCACUCCUCCUCCAAGCUUCGCCAACACCAGCCGCUCAGUCGGUCGCGCGUUAUCUCCUUCCGCGUCUGGUCGCUUUCGUGGCGGAUACGGACCCCGAGGAUCCCGAAGGCGCUCGGAAGCUCGUUGCUCACACACUAACGCAGUACGUGUCGAUUGUCGGCAAAGACCACGCCCAGAUCGCCAUGUCCAUCGUGGCGCCGACCCUGCUCUCGCGUGCUGCCAGCGAAGGUGCCGAGGUCUACCACGAGACGAGCGCCAGACUGCUCGAGCUGGCGUCGGCGGACCAGACGGGGUUCAGGGGCGUCGUGUCGGCCAUGAGCGAGGGCCAGAAGGCCUUCAUGGAGGAAGUCAUCCGCUCUGGCCGGCAGACCGGCGACGCGGGGCGGGACACCGGCAAUGCGGGCCAGCCGACUAUUGCGCUGAAGAUGGAUUUUGGUGGUUGA
Anthostomella pinea is the source of this 6174-nucleotide messenger RNA. The record is from the annotation of a GenBank genome assembly. NCBI's taxonomy places the organism in Eukaryota, Fungi, Ascomycota, Sordariomycetes, Xylariales, Xylariaceae.